This is a messenger RNA of Paramuricea clavata, 1720 nucleotides long. The record is from the annotation of a GenBank genome assembly. Lineage: Eukaryota; Metazoa; Cnidaria; Anthozoa; Malacalcyonacea; Plexauridae.
AUGCGUGUCAGUCCAGUACAACUAGACCAUUUCUUAACGUUUAUCACCAGCCCACACAUCAUACAGGAUCUUCCAUUUGGUCAGCGCAAUCUCCAGUUGUCAAAUGGUCAAGUCAUUGAAACACCCAAUGUUAUACGGACUAUGAUUAAACAGCGUACCAUCAUGCAGUAUGUUCAAUACUGUGAGGAUUUUAAACCAUUUAGUACCUUGACGAUGAACCAUAUCCUCACAUCUUGUUCAGCAUCUGUCAGAAAGUCUCUUCAGGGAUUAGAUUAUAUAUCUGCAGAAGGUGGAACAGGAUUUGAUGAUCUUGCAACAAUCACAGACAAGCUCAUCGACUAUGGUCUUGAUCCCUGCAAUGGUCAGAAACUUCAAAAGGCACUGAAGGAGGGAAAACAAUACCUCAAAACCGAUUUUAAGGUAAAAUUAUGAUACAUAUCGUAUUUACUUGAAUAAGCGCUAUGGCGUUUAUUAAAUUUUUCGCGGCACCCAUACAGCGCUUAUAUUCAGGUGCAGCGUUUAAUCAGAUGAAUUGCUUAUUCGAGUAUACGUUAUUUGAUGUUGGUCUUUACAAUCUUAUUAGACGAAUGAUUUUUCUCUAGUCUCCAUUAAAUGCUUAGCAGUGCUAUAAAUGAAAAUGUUAUCGCCGAUCAUAUGCUUAUGCACACAAUCUGUUUACAACCACAAACACUCAACACCCAAGGUUUUCGAAAUCAAAGUAUUAUCAUUUUUAUUUCAGGUUCAUGUAGCUCAGACGUCUAGUACAGCUGAUCAUUGCCUUUCAUUAGCCCUAAGCGAUUCCAAGGAAAAAAGGCUACAUGAGCCUUGUGAUCACCCCCAUGACAAGUCUUGCCAAUCCUGCGAGCAGUUGAAAACCCUGAAUGAACUAAAAGACCAAACUAAAAUUUUGGCAGACAAAGACGAUGAUUUGCUUUAUUGCUACCAACAGGCAGCUCAAGCCAUUGAAAGCUGGAAGUCUCAUCUGCUUCGAUCUGUGCAGCAAGACAAAGCCCGUACUGAUAUCCUGGAACUUCUAGAUGAAAGUUCUGUACUGAUAACUCAAGAUUGGGCCAUGAAAUUCCUACCGCAAAAGUUCUGAGAAACCCAAGCUGACUGGUUUGGAAAGCGGGGAAUUUCAUGGCACAUAUCUGUGGUUGUAUGCAAAGUCCAACGUAACCUGCAACACCGGACUUUAGUCCACAUCGUAAAGAACUCCCCUCAAGAGCGUGACACAGUAAUAUGGAUUAUGGAACAUGUUCUGGCAACCUUGAAAUUAGAGCACCCCGAGAUAUCAACUGCCUAUUUUCGCCAAGACAAUUGGUUGUUACCACAGCGUGGCCUUACUUUGUGCAUGUCCUGAGAUAUCUAAGCACACAGGUAUCCACAUCAAAAGGGUCGACUUCAGCGAUCCUCAAGAAGGAAAAGGCGCCUGCGACCGCAAAGCAGCCACUGUCAAAGGACAUGUGAGAAGGUACAUUAACGAAGGACAUGAUGUGGCAACUACUGAAGGUUUUAAGGAUGCAAUAAUCUCAUGGUGGGAUACAUGGAGUACGAGUAGCACUUGUAGAUGAUGCAGAUUGUGAGAUCUCAGUCGUGGGCAAAUGGGAUGGUAUUAGCACUUUGAAUAAUUUUUCAUUUGACAAAGAUGGCAAGAGCAUUACCGUGUGGAAGUCGUAUGAUGUUGGUGAAGGUAGAAAAGUAAAGUGGAGUAAGCUUCCAG